Messenger RNA from Vicia faba (fava bean), 513 nucleotides. Lineage: Eukaryota; Viridiplantae; Streptophyta; Magnoliopsida; Fabales; Fabaceae. The record is from the annotation of a GenBank genome assembly.
AUGUUUGUGUUGGUGAUAGGAACUUGUGAAUGUAGAAAAUUUAAGAAAGAAGAAUUUGUUGAGAAUUUUGGUGGAGGAGGAGGUUUAGGGGGUGGUGGUGGAGGUGGAGGUGGUUUAGGUGGUGGUGGUGCAGGGAAAGGUUUUGGUGGUGGUUUUGGUGGCGGGAGUGGUGGAAGUGGUGGUGGAUUUGGAGGCGGUGGUGGAGGUGGUAGUGGUGGUGGUUUAGGAGGAGGAAGUGGAAGUGGUUAUGGUGGAGGUUUUGGAGGUGGUGAUGGUGGUGGUGGUGGAGGCUUUGGAGGUGGAUCUGGUGGAGGUAAUGGAGAUGGAGUAGGUGGGGGAAGUGGUGGAGGCUUUGGAGGUGGUGCUGGAAGUGAUGGUGGUGGUGGUGGUGGAGGUUUUGGAGGUGGUGGCGGAAGUGGUGGUGGAGCUGGUGGAGGCUUUGGAGGUGGUGCCGGAAGUGGUGGUGAUGGUGCUGGUGGAGGCUUAGGUGGCGGUGCAGGCGGUGGUUUUUGA